ACUCCUCUAGCGCCACCAUGAGGUUGAUAUUUUUGUUUUUUAUUGAAAUGUUGCAUCAAAGAAUUUUGGUACAGACUUUCAUGAUCCCUAAAGGAUGAACUGUAAUAACUGUGAUCCUCUGACCUUUAAUAACACUGUUAUCACUUCUGAAGACUUGAUGUCCUCAGAGUCCAGUGGUGAUACGGUCGAAGUCACCGAACUCAAGCAGCCUCGAAGAGACUCUUUCCUGCAGUUGGUUUCUCUCCAGAAGGCAUCUGGCUGCUGGCUGCUUGAACCACAUCUGGCAGCUGUACUUGGAAAGACCAGCGAGGAGGUGGAAAGCCCCAAACCUGCAGCGGUGAAAGAGGAAGUGUGGGCCACCAUUCUGGCUCUGAUCUGGCUUCAUGGUUUGAAGUUGGAUGUUCAGGAUGAGUGGCAGCUUCUGGCUAUGAAGGCUGCGUCAUGGAUCCGUGCUCAGAAAGCACCAUGUGUGACAGAGUGUGUGGAAGCUGGAAAUGCACUGUUGGGAUGUGAGGUGCAGAAAGAUUCCCUGGGGAUUUAAAGAUUUAUUUAUUCUGGCUUCUCCUUCAAGACUGGAAGAGAGGAACAGAUUUACUCCAUCCUGUAUUUACUUCAUCAACAUUGAAUGUCUACUAUGGCUGCUACUUUGUGGCUAUCUGUCGUUAUGAUAUUUUGUGCCUUAAUAUAUUUGCACUGUGCUUCAUCCAUGCAGGAUCAGCCAUCUAACAAGACAGUCCCA
Molecule: messenger RNA, 739 nt
Organism: Scomber japonicus (chub mackerel)
Lineage: Eukaryota; Metazoa; Chordata; Actinopteri; Scombriformes; Scombridae
Product: von Willebrand factor A domain-containing protein 5A-like
Exons: 4
Coding region: 95-541 (148 amino acids)
Source: RefSeq, a predicted model, not a curated record